Molecule: messenger RNA, 540 nt
Organism: Micromonas commoda
Lineage: Eukaryota; Viridiplantae; Chlorophyta; Mamiellophyceae; Mamiellales; Mamiellaceae
Exons: 1
Coding region: 1-540 (179 amino acids)
Source: RefSeq, a predicted model, not a curated record
AUGACCAGCCCCCCGAAGCGCCCCGUCGUCACCCCGGACGGCUGUGGCCCCGUCGUGAGCGUCCGCGGCGAGCCCGUGCAGGGCAAGGCGGUCCCGGACACGUCCGAGGUUCUCGCCUGGGUCGACGUGAAGGACGACGGCGAUAUCGCCCUCUCCGGAUACGACCCCGUCAGCUACCACGCGGGCGCCGACCACGGCCCGCUCAUGGGCAAGGCGGUGCACGAGACCAUCAUCGAGACCCUGCUGCAGGGCCGCGUGCGAUACCGCUUCGCGUCCGAGGAGAACCUCGCCAAGUUCCGGGCCGACUACCGCAACCUCAAGCCAAAAUACGGCGGUUUUUGCGCCGCGGGCGUGGGGCUCCACGACAAGCUCGCGUCCGCUGACCCUCUCGUGUGGGAUAUCGACCCGCGGGACGGCCGCCUGCUUCUCUUCUGCAGCUGGGAGAUGAAGGCGGAGUGGGAGAAGGACGCGGACGCGGCGAGGCAAAAGGCGGACGAGCGCUUCGGCGGGCUCUGCGCCAAGGCUUCGCAGGCGGCGUGA